CACGUCGUCUGCUUAAACAAGAGAAAGUGAAUAUCAGUUUAUUAAUCCUCUUUAUUUAAUAAAAAUUCCACUGUGUGGAGGACUGGAAUGGAAUUAGCUGAACUUUGUAGAAUUUCUGAGAAAUACGCGAUGGAAGACAGAGCGGCAAGACCGAAAAUUGUCUUAGAAAAACGCGGACUUUCAUACACGCGCUCAAUCCGGAAAAUGGGCGAGAAAAGACCACAGCGCAGCAGGAGUAAGAGCUUACCAAGUCUAGCCAUACAUAUUCCACCAAAGGCUUUUCCUAAUGAGCCAUUGCAAGAAAUUAUCAAAGAACAGAACAGUUUUGCUGAAGAUGAUACUGACUGCCAGGACGAAUCGGUCAGAAUUAGGCAGUUCAGUACAACGAUGAAAGGACUUGUAAAAAUGGGUGAUUUAAGAAAAGACAGUCGAAGAGACAGCGGGUAUUCUAGUACAAGUUACAGAAGAAAUAGUUCCAUCUCUAUUUCAAGCGCAUGCGGCAGCAAUUACGGCCGACGGGAAAGUGUUUUCGCGGAACUCCCGUCAAAUAGACGGAACAGUACAUUUGCAUCGUCCUAUUGUACGCCAGUACGUCGUACAAGUUGUAUAACUGAAAGAGAGUAUAAAAAACUUGGAAACACAUUUGCUUUUAAUAGCUCUCAGGACUCAAUUCUAGACGAGUGUCCCUCGGAAUAUCAGGUUCUAGUUUUUGGUGCAAGUGGCGUCGGCAAAAGUGCUAUUAUCAAUCAGUUUACAACUUCUGAAUUCCUUGGUGCAUCAGAUGUACAUACAGAUUCUAUCGAGCAAAGAACAAGCGUAUCCGUGAUACUGAACAAAGAGGAAUCUGUGAUGGAGCUCAUCGAGGAAAACAACCCUACAAUAAUAGAAGAACCUAGAGAAUAUGACAUCGAUGCAUAUAUGAUAGUAUAUUCUUGCGCAGACAGGAACUCAUUUCGUGCUGCCAGCCAAGUAUUGAAGAGACUGAAAGAAGAGACAGGAAGUUGUAAAACGGUUAUGAUUGUCGCAAACAAAGUAGAUCUGGCCAGGAAACGGCAGGUUAAUUACGAUGAGGGUAGAAGCUUGGCAUAUUCUUAUAACUGCAAGUACAUUGAAACAUCUGCCGCCCUUAAUCACAAUGUUGAUGAACUUUUGGCGGGAGUUCUUAGUCAAAUUCGUUUGAAGCAGUACGGAGAAUAUGUAAGAGACAAUAUGAUUGGCCAGAAGAAACAACGCCCACAGAAAGGCCUCACGGGAGCGCUGAAAACAGCGUUUCGAGGUGUGUUCGGAAAGAAGCAAAAAAUAUCUAGUUGUGAGAACCUGUAUGAAAUAUGAUGUAUGAAAUAUCAUUAUAAAUUUUACAUUCCAUUCAUCGCUAUGUGUGCAUUUGAGUAUUCACAGCCGUAUAUUGACACCGCUAAACGUCUUAAAACCGCUAAACCUUCAUAACUAUUUUCAUAGAAGAUUUAAAUAAAAACUGAAGGCGAAGUGAAAGCGGAAGGAAGUUAACAUAUAAUGUAUAUUAUAUGGUCAGAUAUGUUAUAAUUUAGAUCACCUUGUAUUGAUGAAAAAAAGCUGUAGUCAUUCCAUAUACAUGAUGUGUUAGCGGUGGCUGCAUGCGUCUGUAUCUAUUAAACUUUCUUUUCUCCUAUGCAUUAUUUUAACUGAAGGACGAUUUUUCAAUUUUGUUUUUAUUCAAUAAGUUUGUGAAACUUAUGUAAAUUCAUUCGCAGCCAUUUUUAAUUAAUGGACAGUUUUUAUAAAACACAUACUGGUAAGCCCCAACUUUCAGAAUUGAAGAGAAUGAUUAGCAAACAAAAUCAUACAGUGAGGUAGUGUCUAUACUAAAGGAAUGAAUGUCAUAUUUUUUUGUUUUACACACUUGUAAAACCCGAAACCAAAGUACACA
Messenger RNA from Mercenaria mercenaria, 1906 nucleotides. Its product is annotated as GTP-binding protein REM 1-like. The record is from RefSeq and is a predicted model, not a curated record. Gene Ontology annotation, cellular component: plasma membrane. The transcript is spliced from 4 exons. Bases 88 to 1332 code for a protein of 414 amino acids. NCBI's taxonomy places the organism in Eukaryota, Metazoa, Mollusca, Bivalvia, Venerida, Veneridae. Gene Ontology annotation, molecular function: GTPase activity; calcium channel regulator activity; GTP binding.